Trichoderma atroviride IMI 206040 is the source of this 3342-nucleotide messenger RNA. The record is from RefSeq and is a predicted model, not a curated record. Lineage: Eukaryota; Fungi; Ascomycota; Sordariomycetes; Hypocreales; Hypocreaceae.
AUGACAAAAGAAGAUUUACAGUGUUUCAAAGACUUGGGCAUCACCAACCCGAUUUACGACAAGAAACGCAUAGAGAGCACAAAAGGCGGCCUGCUGGAGCAAUCUUACCGCUGGAUCUUGGACAAUCCGGAUUUCCAACAGUGGCGCGACAAUGAAGAGAGACGGCUGCUGUGGAUUAGAGGAGAUCCGGGCAAGGGCAAAACCAUGCUUCUCUGCGGGAUUGCUAAUGAGCUGCGCAGGAUAGCAGCCUCUUCUGACCUUGUUUCUUAUUUCUUCUGCCAAGCGACCGAUCAACGCAUUAACAGUGCCAAUGCCGUCCUAUGGGGUCUAAUGUUUAUGCUUGUCGACCAGCAACCAGCGCUCAUGCAUCAUAUACGCAGCAAAUACGAUGCAUCUGGUAAAGAUCUUUUUCUAGGAGGAAAUUCGUGGUUUGCUCUUUCGGGGAUAUUUUUAGAUAUGCUGAAGGAUCCGGCUCUGACGAACACCUAUCUGCUCAUUGACGCCCUUGACGAGUGUGUUUCUGAUCGGGAACAGCUAUUAGACCUUGUUGUCGAAAAUUCAUCGGCUUCAUCUCGUGUCAAGUGGAUUCUAUCAAGCCGGAACUGGCCCGAAAUUGAGCGUCGGCUAGCUGAUUCAAAAGGCCUCGAGAGAGUCAGUCUCAGCCUUGAAGUGAACGCCGACUUGGUAUCACGCGCUGUUGAUGCUUAUAUCGAGCAUGAGAUAUCACGACUCCACCUGAUAAAAUACAACCCAACGAUCAAAGAUCAGAUGCGGCAGCAAAUGCGGCAAAAAGCUAACGGAACCUUUCUCUGGGUCGCUCUCGUUGUCAAAGAUCUCCGGGACAGACAAGAUGCAGAGUAUGAGGAUCCUUUACAUAUUCUGAACAUUCUUAUGGAGAUGCCAGGAGAUCUUACGAGUCUUUACUCCAUCAUGGUGGAUCGCAUUGACAAGCUCAAGGGAGAUACUCCUAGCCUUUGUAAAAGAAUUCUUUCAAUUGCGGCUCUGGCAUCUCGGCCACUGAGCUUGGCAGAGUUAAGAAUCUUGGCUGGCUUUGACAACAAUCGUAUCAAUGAUCAAGCGAUGGAAAGAUUGGUCAACAAAUGCGGCUCAUUUUUAACGAUUCGCGGUUGCACGGUCUAUUUCGUCCAUCAGUCAGCAAAGGACCAUUUGAUCCUGGACAAGCCAACUCAGCCUAUCAUAUUCUCGUCUGGCCAUGGCAAAGUUCAUUAUACAAUCCUUUCCCACUCGCUACGAGCUAUGACUUCAAUCUUGAAAGAGAACAUUUAUACGCUUCCAUAUCCAGCGUCGUGCAUUGAUGAGAUUGAAACUCCAGAUCCAGAUCCCCUGGCUGCUAUUCGGUAUUCUUGUGCCUAUUGGAUUGAUCAUCUCUGCGACGGAAUAUCCGACAAUUGCACUCCUAUACAUCAGAACUGCCUUGAUGACGCUGGACCGGUCUUUGUGUUUCUUCGUACGCAUUUCCUCCAUUGGCUCGAGGCUCUGAGCCUUCUGCAGAAGAUAUCAGACAAUGUCAUCUCAGUAAAAAAGCUGCAGGUUUUAUUAAAGGCACAAAGUUCCAAAACACAAUUGGCUCGUUUUAUACAUGAUGGGUACCGAUUCAUUCUAUAUUUUAUCAGAGCAAUUGAGAUUGCACCCCUUCAAGUAUAUUCUUCUGCGCUUCUAUUCAGCCCGAUACAAAGCCCAGUUCGAAAGGCGUUCGAUAAGUCUUUCCCACCUUGGAUUCACAACAAGCCUAUUGUGGACGAAACAUGGAGUCCUUGUCUACAGAUCCUUGAAGGCCAUAGCCAUCAUGUUGAUGCUAUUGCCUUUUCAGGGGACAGCAAGCUGGCCACAGGAUCAUUUGGUGAAGCAAUCAAGAUCUGGGAUGUAGCUACAGGUGCGUGCCUCCGCACACUUUCUGAUGACAUUCCCGAAGUAUAUUCACUAUGCUUUUUCCAGAAUGAUAGGCUGGCCUCUGGAUCGCGUGAUGGCGCAAUUCAUUUCUGGGAUUUAGGUGCUGGCACAUGCAUUCAGACGCUUGAGGGUCAUGAAAAGUCGGUAACGUCUAUAUUUGCCUUGUCAGAUAACAAACUGGCCUCGGCAUCAGCCGACACGACAAUUAAAAUCUGGGACAUAGCCACAGGCGCAAUAUGUGUUCAAACACUCAGGGGCUAUACUGGAUCAAUGGGAUCUACAAUCAUCCUGGGAGAUGAUAAGCUUGCCUCGGAAUCAAACGACCGGACGAUUAAGAUCCGGCAUUUAUCCACUGGUAAUUGUGUCCAAACACUCAGGGGAUUUGGUAGCUCAGUGACAUCUAUAGCCGCCUUGGAAGAUAACAAGCUAGCCUUAGGAUUGCGGGAUGGGGCGAUCGAAAUCUGGGAUAUAGCGACAGGCGUAUGUGUUCAUACACUUGAAGGCCACGAAAGACGAGUGACAUGUUUAACUGCUUUUACAGAUGGCAAACUAGCCUCGGGAUCCUACGAACCGAUAAUCAAAAUCUGGGAUAUAACGACAGGGGUAUGUGUUCAAACACUUGAGGGCCAUAGUAACAACGUGACAACUAUAAUCGCUUUAACAGAUGGCAAACUGGCCUCGGGAUCACUAGACAAUACGGUCAGAAUCUGGGAUACAACUGCAAGUAUAAAUGUUCAGACGUUUGAAGGCCAUAACAAACUUGUAGAGUCAGUGGCCUUUUCAGGAGACAGGAGGUAUAUGGCUUCAGGAUCAGGUGAUAAAACAAUCAAGAUCUGGGAUACAGCUACUGGGAUGUGUGUUCAAACACUCAAAGGCCAUGGUAGAAUGGUGGGAUCAGUGUCUCUCUCAGAAGAUGGCAAGCUGCUCGCUUCAGGAUCAUAUGACGAAACGGUCAAGAUCUGGGAUACAGUUACUGGGAUGUGCGUCCAAACACUCAAAGGCCAUAAUGACUGGGUGAGAUCAGUGGCUCUCUCAAAAGAUGGGAACAAGGUGGCUUCAGGGUCGUUUGGUCGGACCGUCAAGUUCUGGAAUACAGCUACAGGCGAAUGCGUACAGACGCUGCCCGUCGGUAUAUUUACUCAGCUUUCCUUUGAUGAGGGAAAGGCGUCCCACCUCCAAACCAACUUUGGGAUUCUAAAUUUGGACGCAGGGCCAGUCGUCAAUAAGCCAAGAUCGUCUGUACUUUUCACAGGCUAUGGGAUAAAUGCAGCCGGCUCGUGGAUUACAAGAGAUGGUAAACCGUUACUUUGGCUCCCCUUGGACUACCGACCGACAGCUUCAGCUAUAAGGGGAUCGACGGUUGUUAUAGGCAGUUUCUCAGGCCGUGUCUGGAUGCUGCAGUUCUCAGAACAAGAUGGAUUCUCAGUAUAG